CCAGCUCCCCGCUGCCCUGCGCACGGCGGGCUGGCAUCGGGCCCGGGGAAAGCGGAGCAGGUCGGCGGGACUGAGGGGCUCGGCGGUGCACCUCGAAGACAGAGUCUGGAGGAGGAGGGAGAGACGUCAAGGAUAGGCCCAGAAUAACAACCAGGAAAAAAAUCUCAUCAUGGCAAAUAUACACCAGGAAAACGAAGAAAUGGAGCAGCCUCUGCGGAAUGGAGAAGAGCGGCCUUUAGGGGGAGGUGAAGGCCACCAACCUGCAGGAAAUAACAGACGAGGACAGGGUCGCCGACUUGCCCCUAAUUUUCGAUGGGCCAUACCAAAUAGGCAGAUCAAUGACGGGCUGGGUGGAGAUGGAGAUGAUAUGGAAAUGUUCAUGGAGGAGAUGCGGGAAAUCAGGAGGAAACUUAGGGAGUUACAGCUGAGGAAUUGCUUGCGCAUCCUUAUGGGGGAGCUCUCCAAUCACCAUGACCAUCAUGAUGAAUUUUGCCUUAUGCCCUGACUUUUCCAUUUUCCAUGAUAUUGAUACUGUGAUUCCUGCUGGUUCUCCUGUUCCCUGCAUUUUCCUGUUAUGCCUUUACCCAUCUGUUUGCUGUGAAUCUGUUAUUUCCAUGUGUCAGGUGGGUCUUGUAUUGCCAGCUUCUAAUUGGAGAUUGCCUUUACAAUUGGUGUAAGUUUCUGUCAACAGUAGUUUUACCCAUUUGCAUGAAAAAUGUAAAGUUAAUAAAGCAGUUAAAAAGCAA
Messenger RNA from Jaculus jaculus (lesser Egyptian jerboa), 746 nucleotides. RefSeq names its product brain expressed X-linked 3 (gene Bex3). The transcript is spliced from 3 exons. Gene Ontology annotation, cellular component: cytoplasm; cytosol. Gene Ontology annotation, molecular function: signaling receptor binding. Lineage: Eukaryota; Metazoa; Chordata; Mammalia; Rodentia; Dipodidae. Bases 170 to 505 code for a protein of 111 amino acids. Gene Ontology annotation, biological process: signal transduction. The record is from RefSeq and is a predicted model, not a curated record.